This is a messenger RNA of Nicrophorus vespilloides, 1757 nucleotides long. Its product is annotated as major facilitator superfamily domain-containing protein 8-like. The record is from RefSeq and is a predicted model, not a curated record. Lineage: Eukaryota; Metazoa; Arthropoda; Insecta; Coleoptera; Silphidae. Bases 273 to 1742 code for a protein of 489 amino acids. The transcript has 4 exons. Gene Ontology annotation, cellular component: lysosomal membrane. Gene Ontology annotation, biological process: transmembrane transport. Gene Ontology annotation, molecular function: transmembrane transporter activity.
UCAAUUUUUUGUGGAAGCGAAUACAAUGGUUUUGAGAGAAAUCCAGCGAACGCUGUGAUUGUGUUGAGUAACGAAAGUUUUCAUUAAUAUUUACUCUGCUUAAAUUCCAUGUAGUUUAUCUCUUUAUUGUCACUGUGGAUUGAAUCAAACGCACGCAUUGUGUCUGCCGCCGUUUAGCAGUUAGCUCUAUGUAUAGUUCAAAACAAAUAUACUUCGCUUGCACUUGAUUUUAUAAUUACGUACACCGCACAGCAUUCAGUUCUUGGAUAGGAAUGUCGUUUUUCGUGAGGAGCAGUAAUGCGGGGUUGCGGGUGCAGACGGAAAAGGAGCAAAAAGAACGAUUCGUGUCCCACUAUAUCGUCUAUUUCACCCAGUUCAACGUCGUCUUCGCCUAUAGCACUAUCAUCACCGGGAUUUGGCCGUAUUUAAAUAAGUUGGAUCCAUCGGCGGACAAAAGCAAUUUGGGAUACUUGCUGGGAUUGAGUGCCCUCGGACAGACGAUCUUCGCACCGAUCUUGGGAUACUGGAGUAACUAUUUAAAAUCGACGCGCAUUCCGUUUGUGGUCAGUCUGAUAAUCUGCCUGAUCUCUUACAUCAUCCAUGCCACCUUGGAGACAUUUGAUAAUCAUCGGAAGUAUUGGUUCCUGUUUUCGAGAUUCCUCGCCGGGACUGGAGGAGCCUGUAUAACGCUAUGCCGCUCUCACGUAUCAACCACGACGUUGAUGAGGGAACGGAGGAAGGCCGUUUCUAUUUUAUCAUCUUGCUCUACCAUAGCCUUAGCCUUGGGACCGGCUCUUCAAUUCGCAGUGGUUCCGCUCGGAGAUGAAGGAGUUUGGCUGAUUCGCAAUAAGCUAAAGCUGGAUAUGUACACAGCCAUCGGUUGGAUUGUUUUCAUCAUCACAGUUAUAAAUAUAAUCCUUUUUCAUCCGGCCAUAUUCAAAGAGCACAGCAUGUUGAAGGAGGAUAACGGCGACGACAACAACACGUACACUUCUAAAAACUACAAGUACUUGGCGUGGGUGUUCAUCGUGAUGAAUUUCUGCGUCACGUUCAACUUCAUGUUUACCAAACUGCUAGGCACUCCGAUGGCGAUGGACGAGUUCGCCAUGACCCGACCCGAAGCAAUUACCUUGAAUUCUUUAGUCAUGUGCGUAACAGCCGCAAUAUCCUUCAUCUCAAUCCUCCUUAUAAACCCUAUCUGUAAGCUGGUCUCUGAAAUGAAACUGCUGAUUUUUGGGAUGGUCCUCCUGGUGGUUGGAAGGUUUUGCUUUUAUCCUUUGGGCGGAUCUUUGGUGGUUUUCGACGACACUGAUUUAAACGUAAACGCCACUCGCAUCGGAUGUCCCAAGAGCCAGGAUUGGUGCUCAACGGAGAGGCGAGUCCUCUUCCAUCAGUUCAUCAUUGGAAACGUCUUGGAGAAUAUCGGGUACUCCUUUGCUAUUACUUUAAUCAUGGCCAUAUUUUCAAAAGUACUAGGAUCCAGGCAACAGGGAACUUGGAUGGGUUUUCUAACAUCCAUGGGGAGCAUAGCGAGAAUAACGUCUCCCAUUUUCAUAUCAACUCUUUACAAAGUAUACGGUCCAAGCGUGGUGGUAAUCGUUACAAAUUUGAUUUUCUUGUUAUUCGGAAUAGCUCUAGUGAAAUUAGCGCACGAUUUCAUCCUCGGUGAGGAAGCUGUUGAAGUAAUCACGGCCACGAUUCCCGAAUCCUGUAAAGACACUUUACUCGAAGAGAUUAAAUAGAAAUUUCAGAUACUU